GGACCCGUUGCUGAGAAUUGGUUGCGGUGGCGGGAGUUGGUGGCGGCUCCUGGACAUCUGGUCCCCGUGUGGAGUUUUCGCUCAAAACAGCUCCUGGCUCAGGCCAAGAUGAGAAGCUGUUCAGAGUAGCUGCUGUCUCUGCGACACCUGGGCAUCCUGGGCAGCCCAGUUGGUCUGGACAGGCCCCUGCCAGUUGGCCUCUGCUGGCAGGAACCAUGGCAGAGGCCAGGGAUGCUGCACUGUCAGUGGCUGAGUGGCUGCGGGCUCUGCACUUGGAGCAGUACACUGGGCUCUUCGAGCAGCACGGGCUGGUGUGGGCCACUGAGUGUCAGGGCCUCAGUGAUACCCGCCUGAUGGACAUGGGCAUGCUUCUCCCUGGCCACCGCCGCCGCAUCCUGGCUGGACUGAGCCGGGCUCACACCCCUCCAGCUCCUGCACCCCGCUCUGCCCCACGGCCUGUGCCCAAGAAACGCCAUGUCUUCCGCUCUCUGCCUGUGCCUACCACUCUACCUGAGCCCCUACCUGCUGCUGGAGAGGAUGAAGGGCCGCUCACGGCCCCACCCAUCCCACCCCGGAGGAGCUGCCUUCCACCUACCUGCUUCACCGCCUCGUCCACAGCUGCACCAUCUACAGUGGCCCCCACCACAGCUGCUCCAGACCCUGUGCUCCCACCGCUGCCCGCCAAGCGGCAUUUGGCAGAGCCGAAUGUUCCACCUGUGCCCCCCCGCACCAUGCCCCCCCGCCUGCUGGUGACCUUUCCCUCCAAGGAGAAGUUAUUGCCACCACCACUAUCAUCCCCUCCCCAGCUAGACCCUGAGGAGCCCCUGUCCACUCUCCCCUCAGGGCCUCCCCAGACCCCAUCUCCACCUCCCUGCCCACCUGAGAUCCCUCCGAAGCCUCAACGCCCAUUCCCGGAAUUCGAUGACUCUGACUACUAUGAUCUCCCAGAGGAGGGGCCAGGGGCCCCCACCAGCGUGAUGAUCAAGAAGGAGGAGCAACCACUGAGCGUAGUCCCACGAGCCGUGCGUGUUGCCAGUCUGCUGAGCGAGGGGGAGGAGCUGUCUGGGGACGACCGAGAGGAUGAGGAUGAGGAUGAGGACGACCACGCCUAUGAGGGUGUCCCCAAUAGUGGAUGGCACACCAGCACCCUGAACUUGCCCUUGCCAAGCCUGAUUCCCGAACUCCCACCACACCCCAUGGAUGGGCUGCCUGGGGGCUCUACCCCCAUCACAUCUGUCAUCAAGGCAGGCUGGCUGGACAAGAACCCACCGCAGGGAUCGUAUAUCUAUCAGAAACGAUGGGUGAGACUAGAUGCUGAUUACCUGCGCUACUUCGACAGUAACAAGGAUGCCUACUCUAAGCGCUUUAUCUCUGUGGCCUGCAUCUCCCGUGUGGCUGUCAUUGGGGACCAGAAGUUUGAAGUGAUUACAAACAACCGGACCUUUGCCUUCCGGGCAGAGAGUGAUGCGGAGCGGAAUGCAUGGGUGCAGGCCCUGCAGCAGGCAGUGGCUGAGCAGCGUACCCGGGCCCGGCUGUCUAGUGCUUACCUGCUGGGAGUGCCAGGUUCAGAGCAGCCUGACCACGCUGGCAGCUUGGAGCUGCGUGGCUUCAAGAAUAAGCUGUAUGUGGCUGUGGUCGGCGACAAAGUACAACUCUACAAGAAUCUGGAGGAGUACCACCUGGGCAUUGGCAUCACCUUUGUGGACAUGAGUGUGGGCAAUGUGAAGGAAGUGGAUCGUCGAAGCUUUGACCUCACCACACCCUACCGCAUCUUCAGCUUCUCUGCAGACUCGGAGCUAGAGAAGGAGCAGUGGCUAGAGGCCAUGCAGGGAGCCAUCGCUGAGGCUCUGUCCACCUCAGAAGUGGCCGAGCGCAUCUGGGCUGCAGCCCCCAACAGGUCUUGUGCCGACUGUGGGGCUGCCCAGCCUGACUGGGCCUCCAUCAACCUCUGCGUCGUCAUCUGCAAGCGUUGUGCAGGAGAGCACCGUGGACUGGGUGCUGGCGUCUCUAAGGUGCGGAGCCUGAAGAUGGACAAGAAAGUGUGGACAGAAACACUCAUUGAGCUCUUCUUACAGCUGGGCAAUGGUGCUGGGAACCACUUCUGGGCAGCCAACGUGCCCCCCAGCGAGGCCCUGCAGCCCAACAGCAGCCCUGGCACCCGCCGGCACCAUCUGGAGGCCAAGUACCAAGAGGGCAAGUACCGUCGCUACCACCCGCUCUUUGGCAACCAGGAGGAGCUGGACAAGGCCCUGUGUGCUGCAGUCACCACCACAGACCUGGCUGAGACCCAGGCACUCCUGGGCUGUGGGGCUGGGAUCAACUGCUUCUCAGGGGACCCUGAGGCCCCCACGCCCCUGGCUCUCGCAGAGCAGGCAGGGCAGACACUGCAGAUGGAAUUUCUGCGGAACAACCGGACCACAGAAGUACCUCGGGUGGACUCGAUGAAGCCCCUGGAAAAGCACUACUCAGUCAUCCUGCCAACUGUGAGCCACAGUGGCUUCCUCUACAAGACGGCUUCUGCUGGCAAGCCACUGCAUGACCGCCGUGCUCGGGAAGAAUUCAGCCGACGAUGGUGUGUCCUUAGUGACGGGGUCCUGAGCUACUAUGAGAAUGAGCGGGCAGUGACCCCCAACGGGGAGAUUCGGGCCAGCGAGAUUGUGUGCCUGGCAGUGCCCCCUCCUGACACCCAUGGCUUUGAGCACACCUUUGAGGUAUACACAGAAGGAGAACGGCUGUACCUGUUUGGGCUGGAGAGUGCGGAGCUGGCUCACGAGUGGGUCAAGUGCAUUGCUAAGGCAUUUGUCUCUCCCCUGGCCGAGGAUCUGCUGGCCCGGGAUUUUGAGCGGCUUGGGCGCCUACCCUACAAAGCUGGCCUGAGCCUACAGCGGGCCCAGGAGGGCUGGUUUGCCCUUACUGGCUCUGAGCUCCGUGCCGUCUUCCCAGAGGGGCCCUGUGAAGAGCCACUGCAACUACGGAAACUACAGGAGCUUUCCGUCCAAGGGGACAGUGAGAACCAGGUGCUGGUGCUGGUGGAACGAAGGAGGACACUGUACAUCCAGGGGGAACGGAAGCUGGACUUCAUGGGUUGGCUAGGGGCCAUCCAGAAAGCAGCAGCCAGCUUGGGGGACACGCUAUCGGAGCAGCAGCUUGGGGACUCGGACAUCCCAGUGAUUGUGUUCCGCUGUGUGGACUACAUCACGCAGUGCGGCCUGACCUCGGAGGGUAUCUACCGCAAGUGUGGGCAGACCUCAAAGACACAGCGGCUGCUGGAGAGCCUGCGGCAGGACGCACGCUCCGUGCGCCUCAAGGAGGGCGAACAGCAUGUGGAUGAUGUCUCCUCAGCACUCAAGCGCUUCCUGCGCGACCUGCCCGAUGGGCUCUUCACUCGUGCCCAGCGCCUAGCCUGGCUGGAGGCCUCAGAGAUUGAGGAGGAGGAGGAGAAGGUCUCCAGGUACCGAGAGCUCCUUAUGCAUCUGCCCCGUGUCAACCGGGCCACAGUGAAGGCCCUUAUCGGCCACCUAUACUGUGUCCAGUGCUUCUCAGACACGAACCAGAUGAACACGCACAACCUGGCAAUUGUAUUUGGGCCCACGCUCUUCCAGACAGAUGGACAGGACUACAAGGCUGGCCGUGUGGUAGAAGACCUCAUUAGCCACUAUGUGGUGGUGUUUAGUGUAGAUGAGGAGGAGCUGAGGAAGCAGCGGGAGGAGAUCACUGCCAUUGUGAAGAUGCGAGUAGCUGGCACUGCCAGUGGGACUCAGCAUGCCGGUGACUUCAUCUGCACGGUGUACCUGGAAGAGAAGAAAGCAGAAACUGAGCAGCAUAUCAAGAUCCCAGCAUCCAUGACAGCUGAGGAGCUCACCCUGGAGAUCCUGGAUCGCCGGAAUGUGGGCAUCAGGGAGAAGGACUAUUGGACCUGCUUUGAGGUCAAUGAGAGAGAAGAGGCAGAGCGCCCCCUGCACUUUGCUGAGAAGGUGUUGCCCAUCCUGCAUGGGCUGGGCACAGACAGCCACCUAGUGGUGAAGAAGCACCAGUCCAUGGAGGCCAUGCUGCUGUACCUGGCCAGCCGUGUGGGCGACACCAAGCAUGGCAUGAUGAAGUUCCGUGAGGACCGCAGCCUCCUGGGCCUGGGCCUGCCCUCAGGUGGCUUCCACGAUCGCUACUUCAUCCUCAACAGUAGCUGCCUGCGGCUAUACAAGGAGGUCCGGAGCCAGAGGCCGUGGAGCGGGGCCCCUGAGACCAGUCACCGGCCUGAGAAGGAGUGGCCUGUCAAGAGUCUUAAAGUCUACCUGGGAGUGAAAAAGAAACUCCGGCCACCUACCUGCUGGGGCUUCACGGUGGUGCAUGAGACAGAGAAACAUGAGAAGCAGCAGUGGUACCUUUGCUGUGACACACAGAUGGAGCUCCGGGAGUGGUUUGCCACCUUCCUCUUUGUGCAGCAUGAUGGCCUGGUGUGGCCCUCUGAGCCCUCACGUGUGUCCCGGGCAGUGCCUGAGGUCCGGCUGGGCAGUGUGUCACUGAUCCCCCUGCGUGGUAGUGAAAAUGAAAUGCGCCGGAGUGUGGCUGCCUUCACUGCGGACCCCCUUUCUCUCCUCCGCAACGUCUGAGCACAGGAGCCCACCCUGGCUCUGGAACUCUGCCACUGGAAGCCUUCCUGCUCUGACACCACUCACGUUUCAAGGGCCUGGUGUGAGCCAGCAGGGGCUGCACAAGGAAGCUGCAUGGGCUGCAUCCUCCAUCCUGACUGCAACAUGGGGUUCCCUGGCUGGGGAUGGGGCAGCAGGGUCUGCCUGGGCUCAGGAACCCAUCCUGGCUAUGUCAGCAUUGCUGACCCUGAGUUUGUGAGGCUGGAGAAAUGGGCAUCUGUGAGCUCUGAGGACCACCAUCCUUUCAGAGGUUGAGGUUCUGGGGCCCCCGCUGGAAGGGAGCCCCCACAAUGAACUCUAGGAUAGAAAAAAGUGGGUGCUCUAUAAGAACACUCAUCUGGGGCAGGGAGGGAGCUCUGGGUAAGUUUCCACAGAGCUGAGAACUGGACUUUGGGGACUUCAGCUACCCUUCCAAUCUGGGCUGGCUGGGAGGGUCCAGGCUGCCAGAUGCCCCUUCCCCACUUAGGGGCUUUUUGAUAAUAUAAAUAUAUCUGUAUAUUUUA
Otolemur garnettii (small-eared galago) is the source of this 5149-nucleotide messenger RNA. RefSeq names its product ArfGAP with RhoGAP domain, ankyrin repeat and PH domain 1 (gene ARAP1). Gene Ontology annotation, cellular component: cytoplasmic vesicle; trans-Golgi network; plasma membrane. The transcript is spliced from 35 exons. The coding region runs from base 216 to 4607 and encodes 1463 amino acids. Gene Ontology annotation, molecular function: protein binding; phosphatidylinositol-3,4,5-trisphosphate binding; GTPase activator activity. Lineage: Eukaryota; Metazoa; Chordata; Mammalia; Primates; Galagidae. Gene Ontology annotation, biological process: signal transduction; positive regulation of GTPase activity. The record is from RefSeq and is a predicted model, not a curated record.